Anopheles merus is the source of this 7293-nucleotide messenger RNA. RefSeq lists its product as uncharacterized. Gene Ontology annotation, molecular function: RNA polymerase II complex binding. The coding region runs from base 937 to 4500 and encodes 1187 amino acids. Gene Ontology annotation, cellular component: RNA polymerase II, holoenzyme. The record is from RefSeq and is a predicted model, not a curated record. Lineage: Eukaryota; Metazoa; Arthropoda; Insecta; Diptera; Culicidae. The transcript has 8 exons. Gene Ontology annotation, biological process: mRNA 3'-end processing.
AUGUGUGCGUUUCCCGUAAACACACGGAGAAAAAGAAGCUAACACCAUUUUGACAGAUCGCCUGUAUUUAGCGAGAAAAGUUGGUUUUUGCUCUACGCACAGAAACGCAAGUACGAAAUCGUGUGCUGUGUAUACCUCUCGCUUCCCUAAAGAAAAGUGCUUUUCCAUCGAGUGCAAGCGGGCGGAUCGAAAGAUAAACGUGAUCCUACGGUACGCGAACAGUACAGUUCGUAGGGCGCUUUAGGCGGGUCUCCGGUUGUGGGCAGAAUUUGUGGCGGUACACACCGUUCUGUUGUAGCGCACCUCGCGGGCGUUGUUGGGGUGAAAAGUUUGUGUUUGCUUACCUUCGAUAUUGUGCUGCAACGCGUAUUAUCAACCCCAGUUCAACGUAGAAAGAGGUGCUCCUUCGGGAGGCAAGUCGUACACUGUGGUAAAGCUCCUGCUUGGUAGUGGUAGAAACCGCGCUGCUAGUAGUGUUGUGUUGAGCCCAGCGUGUGGGAUGCUGGCAUCGCAACGAGUCGUGUUUAUGUUGUGUUUCCCACGUUCCUUCAAGCCGUAUAGUCAGUGGUACUGUCUGGCAGCAAAGUGGUCUAGAUCGCUUGAGGCAGUGUAUUUUCGGUGAAAUAUUUAAAGCAUAACCACGUUCAGUGAUGUAGCAUAGGUAGCCGCAGGUGCAGCAUCCUUGGCUAAGUUAUUUAUCUAUCUCUCUCUCUGGUAACCAGCAAACAGUGUAGACGUGAUAGAACACAGCAAGUGUGACGAAAAAGUGUUAAAAUUGGUAAUAUUUUCAAACUCAUCAUACCGAUGGCGUCUCCUGCCAGGGAAGAGCACGUUUCCCAGGCAGAACGUAGCGUGUGAUCAAACGCGUUUGUGUGUUGUGUUGUAGAGGGGAGGCUGGUCAACAGCAGCAGCAGCAGCAGCAGCAGCAGCGGCAAAAUGUCAACGAAAACAACCACAACCACCACCACCACAUCGACUGGCCGUAGUAGCAGUAGCAGCGGCGGCAGUUCCGGCGAGUUCGAUGUUGCCUCGUUCGAGAAACGGCUGCGUGACCUGAAGGAUACGCAGGACAGCAUUCAGCAUCUGUCGAGCUGGUGUUUAUCGAGGCGAGCUCACCACAAAAAGAUCGUCAGUAGCUGGCUGAAUGUGCUGAAGCAAGUGAAAAUCGAAAGCAGAUUAACGUUGUUCCAUCUGGCCAACGAUGUGAUACAGAACAGUAAGCGCAAAAACUACGAGUACGUCGACAGCUGGGGAACGUACCUGCAGAAAGCGACCACGCUGGUGCGGGACGAAAAGGUGAAGCACAAGAUUUUGCGCAUCUUCAAAAUCUGGGAAGAGCGGGAAAUCUACAACGAGGAGUUUUUGGCCGAUCUGAACGGGCUGCUAAGCGUGACGACGUCGUCCGCCAAGAAACUCCAACAGCAGCAACAACAGCAACAGCAACAACAGCAACAACAACAGCCGCAGCAGCUACAGCAGCCGCAGCAGCAACAACAAAAUGCCCUCGGCUCGAACCAAAGCGGCGCAACGCUCGCCACCGGGCCGACGAAGCUUACGGAGACGAAAUCGGUCGUUAAUGCGAACAGCACCCAGCUGGACGUGGACGACUAUCAGGCCACCCAUCUGGUGGCGAUCGUGCGCGAAUGUGUCAAACACCAGAGCGACACCGAUCAGACGUUCAAGGGACUGAACAAGAAGCCGCACGUCGAUGUGGAGGUGGUAAUGAACUCGAUCAAGGGCAAGGAUCGCAAGCGGGUGGAAGCGGUCGAGCUUGAGAUCGACGAUCAUCUCUCACAGUACGAGAACGUGGUGGAUGUGCUGAAGACGGAGCAAAAAUCACGCCAAGAGCUGCUGACCGUGCUGGAGCAGGCGCGACUGUUCUACGAGAACCAGCGCACGGAGGUGAAAGUCGUGGUGAAUGCAUACCGCAACUUUGGUAACCGGCUCAAAAGCAUGAAGAAGAAGCUGGACGAACUGACGGUAAGCUUGCCGAGUCCGAUCCCAUCGCCGGACAUCAAUGCACCGUCGCCGGUACCGUCGGAUGGUGACAACAUUCUGCCGAACGAGGACAACUACUUCCCCAUGAUACAGCACCAGGGCAGCUACAUGGGCGGUGGACCACUUUCGUUCGACAUCAAUGACUUCGGUCGCAGUAACUCACCGAUGGUUAUGAACAGAGGUUACCAUCCAGGGCCGCCGGUGAACGCGUCGAACAUGCCGACGGGUGUGAGUGGUGGUGGUGGCGGCGGAAGCGGUGGUGUCGUACCAGGAUCCCAGCCACCUCCCGGCAUCGUCCCACACCCGUACGGUGGAGGUAGUGGAGGUGGUGGUGGAGGCGGUGGUGGUGGUUUUAUAAAUCCUUGGACCACCUCAACCCCCCGUGGCCCACCACCGGGCAGAGGGAAUAAUGGUGGAUACGCUGGCAAUAAUAGGCCCCCGCUACCGUACGGUGGUCCACCGAUGCUGCAGGACUAUGGGGCACCGCAGCAGCCGCCGGGGCGCAAUGCGGGACCGGUCGCACAGCCCCUGCAGCCGCCACCAAUGCCGCCAAUCAAUCUGGACGCAUCGGACGAGUAUAAUUCGACCUGGAACAUGUCCAUGACGUGGGACGGGACUCAUGACUCAUCCGGCUUCCAAAGUUUGGAAGCGCCGGUCUCUCCGUCCCAUUACGAUCGCAAGGGUGGCAUGCUGCUGGAUUACGGCGACGGCAGCAGUGGUGACGGUGGGCUUAUGCAGGACGUGGACCAUCGACAAAUGUCGGGUAAUCUGUCGAUGCCUUCGUUCCUGAAGGAAAAGGGCCGCUUGGCUGACGUUGACCAUCGGAAUCUAAUCUCACUUACCGGAUCGCCCGGAGGUCCGCCGCAGCUGAAGGACUUGCACGAGCUGGACGCACUGGACGACAGUUCGUCCUCGAGCAGCAUGCCGAUGGCGUCCGGUAUGCGUGGAGGCAUGCAUAAACGCAAGCCGGCUCCCCAACCAGUACCUGCUCCUCCUACGGUGCCAUCGAACGAUUCGGACAGGGGUGGUGGUAGAGGGUCUGUUUGGGCGGCGCACGGCAACGUUUUCCCCGUACCGACCAACGACGUCGACCUAAGGCUAAUGGCUCCGUCCGGUGCAUCGUCAUCGUAUGGGGUACAGGCGUCAAAUUCGGCCCUGACUGUGGUUCCGACAACGGACGGCAGUUCGGAGGCGGUGUCGAACGAUGCAGGGGACGAAUCAAAUGAUCUGGAUAUGAGGAUACAAUCGCUGGAGAAGGCGAUCGCAGCACAAAUAGCGAGCAGUGGCAAUCACAGCACGGUUCCACCCCUGUCCCUGGACAAGCUCGAUGAUGCGGAUGGGGGGUCGGAUCUGUUGGAAGGUGGUUCGGCACACGAUGGCGAAGAGAAUGAGGAUAGCGUACACUCGGUCGAAGGCGCAGCGGAAGGUGACGGUGAACUGAACCUACCGACGCUGCAAACUCCGGUCUCGCUGCUGGAGAUUGACAGCUUUUUGCAAAACUUUGAACGGGAAAACUUUGACGAUUUUACCAAACCACCGGCCUUGCUGAUGAGCAACCAGACCGAAUCGUCCCAAUCACCGCCAGCUACCUCAGACCGUUCCGUUCCGGCGACGGGAGAAUCGAAGCGAAAUCCUUCCGAUAAUACGGAGAGCGUCGACAUGGAUGUGUCUGAGGAAGAGGAGGAAGACGAGCCAGUGGAACAAGAUGAGAGCAAACGUUCACCAUCACGAUCGUCAGCUGCGUUUCAUCAUGGCGCGGACGCGGAGAAUAGUAGUGAGGCUCCGGCAAAGGACGAAGGACAGACUAGCGACAGCUCGCUGGUGCGACUGUCGCUGAACAACGGCAUUGGUGGCAGCAACAACAACAGCAGCACGGGAGGAGCUAACAAUCCGACGCCACCGUUGCAUCAGCGGCCCCCAUUGCUACCGGAUCCGACGUUCCCGCACGGCGCUGGUCCUAAAUGGGAUCUGCCGCCACCGAACCUGAUGAGUUUGCCGAUGCUGGGCAACUUUAAUGCGGUCCUACCGCCACCACCGACGCCUGGUGCGCUGGUGGGAAAGCUAACGCAGCCACCGCCGACGGCCGGUGGUGCUAUUUGGGCCGAUCAGCCACCGCCAGUCGGAGGAGGCGAUGGUCCUCCGAGCCUAUUUGGCACACCGAACCGUCCUCCACCGCCGCUUCCGUUCGGUUCGGGUGGCCCGAAAGGCAUCGGUAACAACAGCUACCAUCGCGGUGGAGGUGGUACGCCACGUGGUGGCGGCCGCGGCCAUAAUCGACCACCCUACUUUCGCGGUGGUGGAGCGGGUGGUAUGCGGCCAAACAUGAUGCCGGGUGGGGGAAUGAUGAUGGGUGGCCCGGGCGGAAGUCCAUUCGCUGGACCGAUCGUUGGUGGCACUGGUGGAUCGCCGGGAAUGCGCGGUGGCUAUCAUCGGGGUGGUGGUGGUGGUGGUAACAAAUUCCGCGGCGGAGGUGGUGGAGGCAACAAUCGAACCGGCUGGUAACGAGGCUAGGGUAUGCGCGAUUGUCGAUAGUGUUAAGACGCAGACGAUAGUUAGUGUUGAUCGAUGGGGAUGGCAGCACCGGUAACAUAGGAAGAAGGUAUGCGUUCGCAUGCGGAUACCAAGAAGAGAGCCGUCUAAUGUUUAAGUGUUGACCGAAGCGUGGAUAAUACGUAGUAGAGUUAGUAGGUAAAGCGCAAGGGGAGGCAUAAUUCUACCGAAUAGAAAAUGUUACAGGACGAUGGCACUGCGUGCUAAUUCGAUCGAAGUGCAGGAUUGUAUAUACAUACAGUAGCGUAUAGAAAAUGUACUAUAUAGCAGAAACACUUAUCGCACUUAUCGAAACCCCCAAAAACAGGAAAUAGCACAGGAAAGAAGAAUCUGUAAAGCAACAAACAAUUGACGUCAGAUGAUCUUGUUUCCUCGCGCCGGUCAAAACGGGGACAAAUGCAGACGACACACUGGAUUGCCACAGAAAAUGGGUGGAAGUUAUAGUUUGCUGCUGGAGAUCUAUAGUUCGUCACAAGCGCGGUACUACGCUGUGCUGCUGAUGGUCGGAUGUGGGAUAAGCCAAUGGCAGCAAUGCGCGAUCACAGAACACCGAUGCAACAUUUGAUGAAACGGGCAUUCAAGAGAUACCUAAUGAAGAAGCGAUUUACGUUUUGUCUUCUAGAGAGCGGCUGUUUGUUGUCAGUCAGUCCCUUACUCUUAUCCUUUGUAGCUAGCAUACUUCUAGCGCUACUUGAGUAUUUGCAUUCUGAAGCGCGUUCUACGGCAAGCCAGUAGCAUACAUUUGCAUUUGGGUAUGCAACCACGAUACACUAUUACUACUCUUCAUAAUCAAUCACAAUCUCCUUCUGCGCGUGUGUGUUUGUAUGUACUAUUUUCGCACGUUUCCUGUGAAUAACAAGUACUGUAAAGCUUACCUUGGGGGAGCUUUUACAACUUUUUCAUAAAUAUAUCACUAACAAACGAACAUAUAAAGAGUUAUUACAGCGGCUAGUAGACCGAAACAAUAUACCAGCAUCGUUAAAAAAACACACACACACAUAAAACAGGGGCAUGAGUUAAAACGUGAGAAACGAAAUAAAACCACAACAUGCUGUAAAAGGGUUAUAAAAUACCAUACCAUGUGGGUGUAUGUGUGUGUAUGUGUGAGUUUAAAAUACAUCUCUGUAGGGUUUGUAAGAAUGUAGGAAACAAUACAAAACAAAACAAAGAACUGUAUUGCUUGUUUCUUUUAACUGGACCCGUUUUAUCUCUCUGCCCUUCCUGUGGAACCUUACUACUACUAGUACUACACCUACUACUACUACUACUACUGCUAGACACUAUAGAUGUUUUACAAGUGUUUGAAAGAUAGAAAUAAAUUAAAAUGUGUUUAAUUCGUGAACCGAUGGCGGUGACUGACUGUUUGCCGGUGACUGUGCGACACUCCGUCGCCUAUGUAUGGACGAUUGAAGGUGUUGUUAUUUUUUUGGUUGUGUUUGUUUCUUCUAUUAAGUACUUUUGAUUUGCUUUUUGUAUGUGUUGUUGCGUUUUAUGAGAACGAUAUGUACCAAUGCAAUAUUGUUUUGAUGAAAGAUUAUUUCUUUUAAUUAGUGCAUGGCAUGAAGCCGUACGAUGCUUUUGUUGUAUUGACAGUUUUGAAUUAUUUAAAUAGUUUUUGUGCAGUGUUUUGGGUUUAAUCAUCAUUAAACCAAUGGUCUUUGUACGUUCAUACAGCACAAAAAGUGUGUCAGCUUUUAUUAUCCAUUGCUCAGACUUUGUAAUGAAGAGAAACAAUGUACCAUUUGUUUAGUAUUCAAUGACUAGUACCUGUUUUGUGACGAUUGACUUUGAAUACUCAUACAUAUGUUUCAUUUUUAUCAUAUGAUAACAUGAUAUGUUUCAUCUUUCAUUUCCAUAUGGAUAGGUCAUGUGUGUGGGUUUGCAAUAAUAUCAUAUUUGAUUUAAAGUUAGAGAUGAAUUUCCUCAUGAAAUAAACUCUUUUAAUAUUGUGGGUCUAUUUGUUCGUUUGUUAGAGUAAUUAAAGAUUUUUUAAAAAGAAAACAAUUUCAUUUAAUUAUCUGUGCAUAAUUGCGUGUUACUGUAUCGUUCGCUGUUACCUAUUGCUACCACACCGUCCGCUAACUCGCCGCCCGUCCCCGUAGUGACCAAGAUUGAACUGACGAAAAAAAAAAAGGAAAAACACACAUAAUCGCAUGCACAGCAAACCUUCCCACAGCAAGCCGCUGUUUGGCGGUGAUCGAUCUCCUAGGAUUAAUAGUUUUCUGUGCUGCCCGAGAUAGUCUGCCCCUUAUUCCCUAUGCUCUCACCCCCCCCCACCACAGAGCUGUUGGUGGGAGAGGUAUAACUCAUUGCAUUGUAGAUAUAUCCUUUUUUGUUAGUACCAUUUUGAACGUUAAUCAUCAAAUGAGUAGGCGAGGAACGAGAUUCAUUUGGGCGACAAACAGGAACUUUAUUGUACAAAAGCAAAGAAUACACGCGUAGUGACGCGGGGAAGGUCCCAUUUAGGUAUUAAAUCAUAACAAAACGGUACUAGUGAUAGUCGUCAGGAAUAGCUUUAGGCAGACGGCGUUUGAUAGGAGAGCGUUGGAGGAUUUGUUUUGUUUGGUAAGGUGGACAGAUACGUACAGAAGCUGUAAAUAGCCCACGCACACGCGGCUGGGAUGAAAGAAGAGCUGCCGGAAGGCUAGCAAGAUCGGUGCGAAGAACAGUGGUGGAUCCAUCCGACAAACGAGGCUGAAAAUCAGCGUACAAUCGAAUACAAUACAAGCUCAGUUUGUAAAAUGA